UAACACCGCCCUCUCGAGCAUUGGGAAGGACACGAGAAAACGCAGAACCAGAGAUCCAUCUAAUGGCGCCGGAAGACGGAUGGGCGGUUGGCCGAACCACGUCAUCGUCGUCGUCGCCGGUAGCGACGGAGAAGCUGUUGGCGCAGCACAAGGAGAAGCACUUCACGGCGGGGGACAUGGUGCGGGACGUCAUCAUGGGCGUCUCCGACGGCCUCACCGUCCCAUUCGCCCUCGCCGCCGGCCUCUCCGGCGCCAACGCGCCCUCCUCUCUCAUCCUCACCGCAGGCUUCGCUGAGGUCGCCGCCGGCGCCAUCUCCAUGGGCCUCGGCGGGUACCUGGCGGCCAAAAGCGAGGCGGAUCACUACAUGCGGGAGCUGAAUCGGGAGCAGGAGGAGAUCAUCACCGUCCCCGACACCGAGGCAGCGGAGGUCGGCGAGUUACUGUCGCAGUACGGCCUGGAGCCGCACGAGUACGGUCCGAUCGUCAACUCGCUGCGGAAGAAGCCACAGGCCUGGCUCGAGUUCAUGAUGAAAUUUGAGCUUGGAUUAGAGAAGCCAGACCCGAGGAGGGCACUAGAGAGCGCAGUAACGAUCGCUGUGUCGUACGUGGUGGGCGGCAUGGUGCCCCUCCUGCCCUACGUCUUCAUCCCCACCGCCCUCCAGGCCAUGUUCACGUCCAUCGGCCUGACCCUGGUGGCGCUGCUCUUCUUCGGCUACAUCAAGGGCCGCUUCACCGGGAACCGCCCCUUCCUGAGUGCAGUCCAGACCGCCUUCAUCGGCGCGCUCGCAUCCGCCGCCGCCUACGCCUUGGCCAAAGCCGUCCAAGCCGUCUGAGGGCCGCCCUGCACGCGGUGCGCGGCUCCUGUGCACCCCUACGUAUGGCCUUUAGGCUUGAAGGUGCUUGCCGCUUGGAGUGUUGUUUCAUCAGGUCAGUUGAUUCCGUAAUUUUAGGCUAUGAUAUGUAAGAUUACACCAUGGGAUGUAGUCUUGGUGCUUUUGUAGUUGACAAGUAGGACAACUCUGUUCUUGGCUAUCGUGGACAAAAUAGACAGCUAUAUUAGCCUUUUGCUUGGA
Messenger RNA from Musa acuminata subsp. malaccensis (wild Malaysian banana), 1073 nucleotides. Its product is annotated as vacuolar iron transporter 1. The record is from RefSeq and is a predicted model, not a curated record. Gene Ontology annotation, cellular component: vacuolar membrane. NCBI's taxonomy places the organism in Eukaryota, Viridiplantae, Streptophyta, Magnoliopsida, Zingiberales, Musaceae. Gene Ontology annotation, molecular function: manganese ion transmembrane transporter activity; iron ion transmembrane transporter activity. Gene Ontology annotation, biological process: intracellular manganese ion homeostasis.